AUGCCUCUUAAAACUGUGAUAUGUAUCGGGAUGGCUGGAUCAGGCAAAACCACAUUCAUGCAGCGUCUGAACUCGCACUUGCAUGCUGCCAACGUUCCUCCGUACGUUGUCCAAUUGGACCCAGCUGUUCUUACUGUGCCUUACGGGGCCCAUAUUGAUAUCAGGGACUCUGUCAAGUACAAGAAAGUGAUGGAGAACUACAAUCUAGGUCCCAACGGCGCAAUAGUAACGAGUUUGAAUCUCUUUAGCACCAAGAUCGACCAAGUCAUCAAGCUAGUGGAGAAGAAACGUGACGUUCAUGAAUACUGUAUAAUAGACACACCUGGACAAAUCGAAUGCUUUGUAUGGAGUGCGUCGGGGUCGAUCAUUACAGAAUCGUUCGCAUCAACUUUUCCCACUGUUAUUGCGUACAUUGUUGACACGCCAAGAAACUCAUCUCCCACUACUUUUAUGAGCAACAUGUUAUAUGCAUGCUCAAUACUUUACAAGACGAAGCUACCUAUGAUUGUAGUAUUCAACAAGACUGAUGUAUGUAAAGCAGAUUUUGCACGCGAGUGGAUGACAGACUUUGAGGCUUUUCAAGAAGCGCUAAGAGCUGAUCAAGAGCUAAACGGCGAGUCUGGUGCGGGCUCCGGAUACAUGGGCUCAUUAAUCAAUUCCAUGUCUUUGAUGCUAGAGGAGUUUUAUUCACAACUUGAUAUGGUAGGAGUUUCAAGUUUAACCGGUGAAGGGUUUGAUGAUUUUUUAAGUUCAGUUGACAAAAAGGUGGACGAAUACGAAUCAUAUUAUAAGGCUGAGAGAGAGAUGAUAAUGAAGCGCAAAGAAGAGGAGGAAAGUGCAAAAAAACAGAAAUCUUUGGACCAUUUGAUGAAAGACUUGGGAUUGAAGGAUAAGCAAGGCAGCAGUAACAGGAAGUCAAAUGAAGAUGAUGAAGCCGAUGUAAUCAGUGACUUGGAAGACGAGGGAGAAAACGAUGGUAUUGUUCUGCGGGACGAAGACGAGGGCGUGGAAAGAGAGUAUACCUUUGCGGGUGAUGAGAGAACUAGCGGCGAAGUUAAUUCGAAGUCGACACCCGAUUUGCAAAGACGUUACGAGGAAGCACUCGAACAGGUUGGCAAAUCUGCCAGUAGUGAAACGGCUGAAAAUAUUGCUCGCUAUAUUAGACAGUGA
This is a messenger RNA of Lachancea nothofagi CBS 11611, 1170 nucleotides long. Lineage: Eukaryota; Fungi; Ascomycota; Saccharomycetes; Saccharomycetales; Saccharomycetaceae. The record is from the annotation of a GenBank genome assembly.